AUGGAGCAAAUGGGUUAAAAUCUUUUGAUGAAUAUGGUCAUUAGACCUCCAAGAAGUGCUUAUCCUGAUGACUCUCAUGAGAAUGACAGAGUGCUAACUUUGAAAAACGGUAUGAAAGUUGUAAAGAAGGUAUUUACAAUCACAAAUCCAAGCGGUUAAAAAUUAAGCUGCUCUAUGUACGAGAGAGCUGCUGAAUAAAGGCCAGCUGCUUAAAUGCCUUGUGUGAUCUAUUUACAUGGUAAUUCUGGUAACAAGAAUGAAGGAACUGCUUAUGUUGAGUUAUUACAAGAAGCAUGCACCAAUCUAUUAGCAUUUGACUUUAGUGGAUGUGGUAAUUCUGAAGGGGAGUGGGUAACUUUAGGAUGGAAAGAAAAGGACGACUUAGCUAGUGUCAUUUCUUAUCUUAAGGAGCUAGGUACAGUUUCUAAAAUUGGUCUCUGGGGAAGAAGUAUGGGUGCUGCUACAUCUAUUAUGUAUACUGCUGAGAAUAAUGAUAAGAUAUCAUGCUUAAUUUUAGAUUCAGGUUUCUCAUCCUUCUAAUCUAUUGUUAACCACCUAGCUUAGGAACAAUUUGGCCUCCCUAUUUAGUUGGUAGAUAUGAUGAUGGUAGGAGUGGGUAUUCAAGUUGCAUAAAAGACUGGUGGAAUGAAAUUGGAAGAUUUAAAACCGAUCAAGCAUGUGCCUAAUUGCAAGGUUCCAGCACUCUUCAUUCAUGGAAUAGAUGAUGAUUUCGUAAAGAUGUCUCAUUCAGAAGAAAAUUAUGAAGCUUAUGGUGGUGAAAUUAAGGAAGUUCAAUACUGCGACGGAGAACACAAUAGUGAAAGACCUUAAGAGACAUUGUAAUAUGCAGUUAACUUUGCAAAGAAGCAUUUGCUAAGUUGA
Messenger RNA from Stylonychia lemnae, 882 nucleotides. Lineage: Eukaryota; Ciliophora; Spirotrichea; Sporadotrichida; Oxytrichidae. The record is from the annotation of a GenBank genome assembly.